Molecule: messenger RNA, 1190 nt
Organism: Eurytemora carolleeae
Lineage: Eukaryota; Metazoa; Arthropoda; Copepoda; Calanoida; Temoridae
Product: trypsin-1
Exons: 9
Coding region: 285-1175 (296 amino acids)
Biological process (GO): proteolysis
Molecular function (GO): serine-type endopeptidase activity
Source: RefSeq, a predicted model, not a curated record
UUGAGAACGAAAAACCCCUAAAUCUUGAAAAGACAACAUAUAGUGUUCUAUCUGUAUUGUUAUUAAUCUAUAAAUUAUGUCUUCUAACAUAAAACAACAGGAGGGUAAUAAAACAGUAAAGUCUUUUUUUCUCCGGUUUAAGUGGAUAAAAUACGUCCACUAUUGAUUAAAUCUGUUUGACCCUGUAUCAUGUUGUUUGCGAAGGUUCCUUUAAGUGUGGUGUGCAGAAGCCUGAUACAAGGAUAGUCGGAGGAACUGAAACUCCAGAUGGAAAAUAUCCUUGGAUGGUCGCAUUGGCAAACUCUUCAGGAGGUUGGUGGGGUUGUGGAGCAACUCUUAUCGCAUCUGAUUGGGUUCUUAGUGCAGCCCAUUGCUUUUAUAAAGAAAAUUAUGAAGGAGUACAAGUACGAAUUGGGGCACAUCUACUUAAUAAUAAACAAACCUCAGAAGGGUUUUUGAUUCCGAUCAAGACCGUCAUAGUUCAUGAAGAUUAUAAUCCACGAACAGUAGAGAAUGACUUGACAUUACUUAAACUUUCCAAAAAGGUUGAUCUAAUGAAGUAUGCUCCAGCCUGUUUACCCGAACGAGGGGUUAAUUAUGAAGGAAAUACCGCCUGGGUUUAUGGUUGGGGAACUACAUCAUCGGGUGGUCCUGUAUCAAAUGUGCUUCUAGAAAUUAGUUUACCGAUCAUUACAAGGAAGGAAUGCGAAUCUGCUUAUGGAAAAAAGUAUAUAUUUGAUGGACAAAUCUGUGCUUAUGGAGCUGAAGAAGGAAAAGAUUCCUGCCAGGGAGAUAGUGGUGGACCAAUGACUGUAGAUGAGAAUAAUCAGCAUUAUCUGGCUGGUGUGGUCAGCUGGGGGAUUGGUUGUGCAAAGAAAGGGAACCCUGGAGUGUAUGCUGAUGUAUCCUACUAUUUACACUGUAUUGUAUUUAAGAAAGGGAACCCUGGAGUGUAUACUGAUAUACCCUACUAUUUACGGUGUAUUGUAUUUAAGAAUGGGAACCCUGAAGUGUAUGCUGUUGUAUCCUACUAUUUACAGUGUAUUGUAUUUAAGAAAGGGAACCCUGGAGUGUAUGCUGAUGUAUCCUGCUAUUUACACUGUAUUGAAUUUAAGAAAGGGAACCCUGGAGUGUAUGCUGAUGUAUCCAACUAUUUACAGUGUACUGUAUUUUAGAAAGGGCACCCUGGA